UUUGGCUGCGGAACGAUCGGCACGCAUUCGGUUUCGAGUACCAUCGAAGAAGAAUCCUGACCAGUUUUUCCGACCAGCUUCUAACAGCGGACUCUCGCAAUGUUUACCAAGAUCGUGAUACUCGCCUGUGCUCUGGCGAUGAGCGAGGCCGGAUAUUUGGGAACGGCCGCCGCGGACCAAUACACUCUGACUACCGCAGCUCUGACAUCGACGUCGGACAACAUCCUCCGCAGCACAGGAAAUUUGGCGCAGAUCGCGACGCAAUCGAAGACGAUCGCAACCCCGUACUCGAGCAGCAGCAGAUCCGACAUUCGCGUGACGAAUCCGACCAUCUACGCGCACGCUGCUCCAUUAGCGUACGCUGCAGCCCAAGCAGCACCGCUGGCCGCACCUUUGGCUGCUCACCCGAGUCCGCUGCUCGGUGUCGCUUACUCCCCAGCGGUCGCCGUUUCGCACAUGGCUUACAGCAGCCCCAUCGGUGUCUCUUAUUCCUGGUAAUCGAUUUCUGCUUCUGGUCGUUGAUUCCCAGAUUCGACGCUGCAUUCUCCAAUGAUUCUGUACGCGUAUUUCGACCGAUCGCUGUUUUUAUUUAUUAAAUACAGUAUACGUGAAAUGUG
Molecule: messenger RNA, 617 nt
Organism: Megalopta genalis
Lineage: Eukaryota; Metazoa; Arthropoda; Insecta; Hymenoptera; Halictidae
Gene: CPF1
Product: cuticular protein CPF1
Source: RefSeq, a predicted model, not a curated record